GCAAGUUUAACUAAGUGAAAAAAGCUAUGGCGGAAACAACGAGUUGGAUCCCUGUAUGGUUUCCUGUGAUGGUUUUGGGAUGUUUUGUUCUGAAUUGGUUGGUUAAGAUGGUGAAUGUGUGGCUCUAUGAGUCCAGCCUUGGGGAGAACAGGCAAUAUCUGCCACCAGGUGAUUUGGGUUGGCCUUUCAUUGGUAACAUGUUGUCGUUUCUCAGAUCGUUCAAGACUUCUGACCCUGAUUCCUUCACCAGCACUUUAAUCAAAAGGUAUGGACCUAAAGGUAUCUAUAAAGCACACAUGUUUGGGAACCCAAGUAUAAUAGUAACAACACCAGACACUUGCCGGCGUGUGCUGACAGAUGAUGAUGCAUUCAAGCCAGGUUGGCCAACAUCUACAAUGGAACUCAUUGGAAGGAAGUCAUUCAUUGGUAUCUCAUUCGAGGAACACAAGCGGCUCAGGCGCUUGACUGCUGCUCCAGUCAAUGGCCAUGAAGCCCUCUCUACUUACAUACCGUACAUUGAAGAAAACGUUAUUACCGUUCUUGACAAGUGGACUAAAAUGGGAGAGUUCGAGUUCUUGACUCAUCUGCGUAAGCUUACCUUUAGGAUCAUCAUGUACAUCUUUCUCAGCUCUGAGAGUGAGAAUGUAAUGGAUGCAUUGGAGCGAGAAUAUACCGCUCUUAACUAUGGAGUUCGAGCAAUGGCAGUCAAUAUUCCUGGAUUUGCUUAUCAUAGAGCACUCAAGGCGAGGAAAACACUUGUAGCUGCCUUUCAGUCCAUAGUGACUGAGCGCAGAAAUCAAAGGGAGCAGAACAUUUUACCAAAUAAGAAAGAUAUGUUAGACAAUCUUCUUAAUGUUAAAGAUGAAGAUGGAAGAACUUUGGAUGACGAAGAAAUUAUCGAUGUUCUUCUGAUGUAUCUUAAUGCCGGUCAUGAAUCCUCUGGCCACACCAUUAUGUGGGCUACCAUUUUUCUACAAGAACACCCUGAGUUUCUUCAAAGGGCAAAGACAGAACAAGAAAUGAUCCUGAAAAAUAGGCCUGAAGGUCAAAAAGGUCUAACUCUAAAAGAAACCCGGCAAAUGGAGUUCUUAUCGCAGGUUGUAGAUGAGACACUUAGAGUCAUAACAUUCUCACUCACUGCGUUUCGGGAGGCAAAGACUGACGUCGAAAUGAAUGGCUAUUUGAUCCCAAAAGGUUGGAAGGUUUUGACAUGGUUUAGGGAUGUCCACAUUGACCCUGAAGUCUAUCCGGAUCCAAGAAAAUUUGAUCCUUCUAGAUGGGAUAAUGGUUUCGUACCAAAAGCUGGUGCGUUCCUUCCUUUUGGUGCUGGAAGCCAUUUAUGCCCAGGAAAUGAUCUCGCGAAGCUCGAGAUUUCAAUUUUUCUUCAUCAUUUCCUCCUGAAAUAUCAGGUGAAACGGAGCAACCCCAAGUGUCCAGUGAUGUAUUUGCCUCACACCAGACCAACUGAUAAUUGCUUGGCAAGAAUUAGUUAUCAGUAAAACAUUAGAUUUUCAUCUUAUCCGUUAAGUUCUAAUGAGAUGCCGUUAAGUUUGGUUUAUCAGUUAUAGAGUUCGUUAACUCUUUAGUAAAACAAUCGUUGUCAAAAAUAAAAGUUAAAACGGUAUUGUGACUAUAUAUAUAUAUAUACAUUUUUUUUUUUCUCUCGAAACUUCAUCAGACUACUUACUCUGUUCCAUGAAACAGAGCUUUGUUGUGUUCA
Molecule: messenger RNA, 1720 nt
Organism: Arabidopsis lyrata subsp. lyrata
Lineage: Eukaryota; Viridiplantae; Streptophyta; Magnoliopsida; Brassicales; Brassicaceae
Product: ent-kaurenoic acid oxidase 1
Exons: 8
Coding region: 27-1499 (490 amino acids)
Biological process (GO): brassinosteroid biosynthetic process; sterol metabolic process; brassinosteroid homeostasis
Cellular component (GO): endoplasmic reticulum
Molecular function (GO): heme binding; ent-kaurenoic acid monooxygenase activity; iron ion binding
Source: RefSeq, a predicted model, not a curated record